Molecule: messenger RNA, 2912 nt
Organism: Cryptotermes secundus
Lineage: Eukaryota; Metazoa; Arthropoda; Insecta; Blattodea; Kalotermitidae
Gene: Sec15
Product: exocyst complex component 6B
Exons: 15
Coding region: 143-2518 (791 amino acids)
Biological process (GO): Golgi to plasma membrane transport; intracellular protein transport; exocytosis
Cellular component (GO): membrane; exocyst
Source: RefSeq, a predicted model, not a curated record
AUAGUUGACAUGCGAGAGUUGAGAAUGGGUUGAGCACGGCGAACUGUAAUCCAAUGCAAUGGCGUAGUAGCAAUGUAGGGAAGUGGGGGUUGUUAGUCCAGUCGUUAUUUGUUGAUGUGAUGUAUUAGAACUUUGUUAUAAAAUGGAUAAUCCUCAACUAGAUACCGGUUCACAGCAUCACGAACUUUUCUUACAAGAGAUAGAAGGAAUUGACGACUACUGGGGACCGACAUUCAGAGCCAUCUAUGAUGGGGAUGAACACCAGAAGUUUAUGGAGCGCCUGGAUGCUCGAAUCAAAAGCCAUGACAAAGACAUAGAACGCAUGUGUAAUUUCCAUUAUCAGGGCUUCAUUGAUUCCAUAAGAGAACUUCUCCAAGUAAGGUCCCAGGCCAAGAACUUAAAUAGUGAAAUUGUUGAAAUUGAUCAAGAAUUACAGACAUCGACAGCCAAUGUUCUGGUGAAAGGGGAGGCGCUAGUUCAGGCUCGCAAAGUGGAAAGUAAUAUAGCUUCAGCAAUUAAGAAUCUGUCAUUAUGCCUUCCUGUCCUCACAACAUAUGCCAAACUCCAACGACAAAUGAAAGAAAAACGGUACUAUCCAGCCCUGAAGACACUGGAACAACUGGAGCACUUGUAUUUGCCUCAAGUUGCAAAUUACCGAUUUUCACAUCAAAUGAAGCAGAACAUACCAAAGCUGAGAGAAAACAUAAAGGAAGCUUCCAUGUCAGACUUAAGGGACUUUUUAGAAAACAUCCGAAAAUUCUCACCAAAAAUUGGCGAAGUUGCCAUGAGGCAUACUGCUGAGCAACUGGGCAGUGAUCCAGGUAUUAUUGGCAGAAAGAAAAGGCAAGCUCCACCACUACCAAAUCCUUUCACUGGCGAAGUAGAUUAUGAGCAACCUGCGGAGAGUACGUAUGAUGCUGAAGAAGAUCUGAGUGCACAAGACCUAAUUGAUUUCUCUCCUGUCUAUCGAUGCUUGCAUAUCUACACAGUGUUGGGUUCAAGGGAAACUUUUGAGACAUACUAUAGGAAGCAGAGGAAAAAGCAGGCCCGCCUUGUUCUCCAACCACCUACAAACAUGCAUGAAACUAUUGCUGGAUAUCAAGCCUACAUACAUGGUAUUGUGGGUUUCUUUGUAGUUGAAGAUCAUGUAUUGAAUACAGGGAAUGGCUUGGUGAACCGAACUUAUUUGGAUGAAGUUUGGAGCAUGGCCCUGUCUAAAAUAGUUAAUGCCUUACGAACACAUUCGGCCUAUUGUACAGAUGCAACUCUUAUGCUCAAAAUAAAGAAUUUGAUUAUGUUAUUCAACACUACUCUCAGGAACUAUGGUUACUCGGUGAAUCAGCUGUUCGACUUGUUACAUGAAAUUCGAGAUCAUUACAAUGAGGUGCUUAUGCAACGCUGGGUUCAGGUGUUCAGGGAAAUACUUGAUGAGGAGAGUUUUCUUCCUAUACAGGUGUCCUCCCAGGCAGAGUAUGAUAAUGUCGUGGAGUCAUUUCCAUUUCAUGAUCAAGCUCUGGAACUUACACCUUUUCCGAAGCGAUUUCCAUUCUCACCGUUAGUGCCCAAGGUGUACCAGCAGGUUAAGGAAUUUAUCUAUGCUUGCCUCAAGUUUUCCGAAGAUCUCAAUCUGAGUCAAGCUGCGGUGGAUGAUAUGGUCAGAAAAUCAACUAACUUGCUUCUUACGAGAUCUUUCAGUGGUUGUCUCUCCUCUUUGUUUCGCAAGCCAAGCCUGGCUCUUCUCCAAGUGAUACAGAUUAUAAUUGACACUGGUUACCUAGAGAAUGCAACAGUCUACUUGGAGGAGUUUGUGUCCAACAUCACAGGUGCUCCAAAAGAGAGUCACAUGGGUUCACGUGGUCAAGGCCAGUCAUCAAUGUUUCGUGUUGCACGUGAUGAUGCAGAGCAUCAGAUAUGUGACAAAUUGAAAUGGAAAUUGGAUGAGUUCUUGGAACUAGAAAACUACGACUGGUUGCUAGUGGAGCCGAAAGGGCACGCUUCCAGCUUCAUUACUGAUCUCAUUGCUUUUCUCCAGAGCAUAUUCAUUUCAUUCACAAAUUUGCCUCCAGAAGUAGCCCAAGAAGCCUGCAAAUCAGCAUGUGAACACAUUGCGAAGUCAGUGUUGGGCUUCAUGCUUAGUGAAGAUGUGAAGCAGAUAUCAAUGGGAGCACUGCAACAAGUCAAUCUGGAUACCAUUCAGUGUGAACAGUUUGCAGCGUCAGAGCCCGUAGCAGGACUUGAAGAGGGAGCUCUGUUGCAUUAUUUUGCCGACCUGCGUCAGUUGCUAGAUCUGUUUAUGACAUGGGACUGGCCAACAUAUUUCCAUGAUUAUGGUCAAGAAAACAGCAAGUACCAGCAGGUCAACCCAAACACAGCCAUCAUAUUGCUGGAGAAGUUACGUGAAGCAGACAAGAAGAAUGUUUUCUCAGUGCUGAAAAAGAGCGAGCGGGACAAGAAGAAACUUUUGGAAACAGUUCUGAAGCAGUUAAGGCAGCUGGCCCUCACAGCACAGCAGCAGUGAAUGAUAUUAUUGUUAAGUUCAGGGCAAGUUCAGCUACUUUGCAGCAAAGCAGUAUCAUUAAUAUGUCAUUACUUGUGAGACGUGAUGUCAUGUAGUCUGGUGGAAGAAAGGAUGAUGCUGUCUCUUUCUGUGGGGUGGAAUAGUAAGCCAUGAAAGCAAACAAGCAGAGUGACAGCUACACUGCUUGCUGCAUCCUCGACUUACUCUUUGGCUUAAAGACUGAUUUAGUACAACCCUCAAAGGUCAGUAAACUUAUGCCAGACUACAUAGCGUCACAAUGUACAUGAUAGUACUCUUCAUUGGUAUUGCCACGAGAACCUCAGACGUCAUGUGUUAUUUCUUAGAUUGUUGUAGUUGCUAUACAUGGAAAAUAAAUUUGAUUAUAUUUUGCCAU